This is a messenger RNA of Actinia tenebrosa (Australian red waratah sea anemone), 3207 nucleotides long. Its product is annotated as tetratricopeptide repeat protein 28-like. The record is from RefSeq and is a predicted model, not a curated record. Lineage: Eukaryota; Metazoa; Cnidaria; Anthozoa; Actiniaria; Actiniidae.
AAUGUCUUAAAAUUGCCAUAGAAAUUGAUUGUGCUGAAGGCGAGAUAAAUGCAUAUAACCUUAUAAUGGUCGCAUAUGCAUGCAUGAAGAAAUAUGAUGACACUAUUCUGUAUGCGCACAAGCUGCUUGAUUGCGGCAUGGAAAAUAACAAUCAGAAGGCUAUGAUGAACGCGUACYUUGGGCUGGGAGAAGCACAUCUUGCCUUGAAUCACUAUCAAGAUGCCACUGACUUUUUACAGAAAUGCAUUGAAAUAGCAAGGGAAAUAGAAAACAGACGUGUUGAAGUCGUGGCUUACCUAUUAAUGGGGGAGAUAUAUAACGCUCUUUCCGACUACGAGAAUGCAAUUAUCUAUUGCAAGAAGUGUAUUGAGCUUGCAAUAACUAUUGAAGAUAAACUUUCUGAGGCUCAGGCUUAUAGCUUCCUUGGAGAGGUAUACCAGUCUUUGGAGAAAGACGAUGAAGCCAUUCAGAAUUACAAGCAAAAUAUAGACAUCGUGAACCGUGUUGGCCUCGAAAAGCAUGAGCUGGCAAGAGCGUGUUUGUGUCUAGGAAAUAUUUAUAAGAGACUGAAACAACAUAAUGAUGCAUUGUAUUAUUACAAGAAAUUCAUCGACAUGGCACAAGAAAUUGGCGAGAAAAUGAUUGAAGCAGAAGCAUGUGUCCGUCUUGCGUCUGUAUACAGCGUUGUAUCAGUUGAUAAGGAAAAUGCCAUCCAAUACGGUAAGAAACGCCUGGACAUCUCUGAAGAAAUUGGCGACAAAACAACUGAGAUGCAAGGACAUCUUAUUCUCUCUAAAGCAUAUAUGGACGUGCAGUUGAAUGAAGCGUCUCAGAGUAUAGAUGCAGGCAUGGCGAUUGCUAUAGAGCUUGGAGACAAAGAAUAUGAAGAAAAGUUCAAACUGAGUCGCUUUAAUUUUCACUGCAGAGUUGGUUGGUUGGACAAAUGUUAUGCACCCUCAUUAAAGGAAUUAUUAGAGGUACCAACAUGUUCUGAAGAUGACCUAUUACAGGAUCUUGACAAAGCGCUGAAGACAGGCGAUAAAACAAAGAAAACGAGAGCUUUAGUGAGGCUUUUCACAUUUAAUUUUUCUAAAAAAGAAUAUAUAAAAGCAAUCAAUUGCUUUGAGCAGAUAAAACAGAUGGACUUGGAACCUUGUAUAAACUUGUGGUGUUUCACACAAAUCGGGAACUUGUAUCAUUUGAUGGGUCAGAAUGACAUGGCUUUACGCAGUUUCAAAGAAGGGCUACCUACUGCCGAGUCUUGUCCUGAUACUGUUGGGUACCUAUCCAACUUUUAUUAUUUCUUUGGUCAAUUAUUGUAUUUCUUGAACAGAGAACUGAACUUGGCAGAACAUUAUCUAAGAAAAGCUAUACGAUGCUUUGAAGCGACCUUUACCACACUUGGUAGUCUUGAUGAAUUCAAGAUCUCCAUAUUUGACGAAUAUAUCGAUAGUUAUAAGCUGUUGGCAAUACUGUUAAUCAAAGGCGAUCAGAUGGAGGAAGCGCUUUUAGUGUUAGAUCGUUGUCGUGCAAGAGCCUUGAAAGAUCUUAUGAUGUCAAACUUCAAGAUGGAACAAGAGAAGAGCAAUGAUGAACACCUAGAGUACAGCGAUGUUUUGUCUCUGGUCUCAGAAAAUGACUUCAGCAUUGACUUUUACUCGAUUUGUUAUGAUGCUUUGCUGAGGUUUUUCAUUGAAGGGGAGACAAAUUUGCAUUAUUCAGGUUGUCUUCAUGAUUCCCUACAGAUAGACGUCGAUAGGUUGUUUGACGAAAUGGGUGUUGGUGAGGUGGUUGACUGUGAGAACAGGUCGUUGGACAAGGAAGAAGAUAUUAAAAAAGAACAAAGAAGAAGCAAAGAAGAAUACAAGGGACUUUAUCAACCAACGGCAUCACUGCUGAACCUUGAUUCUAAAAGAGGAGAAUCUAAUGAGAAUAGUGCUGAAACCAAGGGAUCUACUCUAGAAGAUCUAUUUGAUAUCUUAGAAUGUGAUAGAAUACUAUCGUCGAAGCAAGACGAGGUUGUUAUUAUUCCAGAAGGUCCCUCAUACAAAGUGCCUUUUCCCGCCUUACGAGAUCGUCGCACGGGAAAGUAUUUAUCAGAGACAAAGCGCAUUAGACUUGCUCCUUCAUUAGCGACUUUAAAGGCGUUGCAAGAACGAUCAGAAGAUUAUUAUUCCAAGAAAGGCGCCUUAGUUGUUGGAAAUCCUCUUGUUGGUAAAGUCAUGUUCGAUGGUAAAGAGAAAGAGUUUGGUCCUUUGGAUAAUGCGUUUGCUGAAGCGAUCGCAGUAGGCAAUGUAUUCAAUGCGACGCCUUUGACAGGAGAGAAGGCUACGAAAAAAGCUGUUAUCCAGAGACUAAUUGAAGGAGUAGCUGUUGUUCAUAUCGCUGCACACGGCAGUCUCACUAAAGGUACGAUAGCACUUGCACCUUCUCCUGAGGUAAGAGCAACAAAGAUCCCAGAUGAAGAAGAUUACAUGCUGACCAUAUCUGAUGUACAGAAGGCUCAAGUACGUGCACAGUUAGUUGUGUUAAGCUGCUGUCACAGUGGACGUGGUGAAAUCAGAGCUGAAGGAGUAGUUGGCAUGUGUCGAGCCUUUCUAGCGUCAGGAGCUCGUGCAGUGGUAGCGUCUCUGUGGGCCAUCGAUGACGAUGCAACAUUCRAAUUCAUGACAUCGUUUUAUGGCAAUCUGAAAAAUGGGAAAAGUGCCAGUAUGAGUCUACAGCUGACAAUGAACGAGAUGAGAACCACUUCCAAGUAUACAGCUCCAAAAUACUGGGCGCCAUUUUUUAUCAUGGGUGAUGAUAUAACGCUCAARAGCAUUUAAAACGUGUUUGUUACUGCCGUUUGCAUUACUACGCAGACACCCCAGACACAAAUCGCGUCGUGUAGUUUGCACAUAGAUUGCUGUCAAUCAAACACCUCAUUCUACUUGGAYGUACUCAAACUCUUUGCAAUCGCUUUCGGAACUUUCCUUCGUGAUAUCUGACUGAGAAAGUUUGAUAGAAGAAAAGCCAACUCACUGAUCCAAACGUGUAUAAAUGGCGUCAACAUGAAUGAUUGACGGUAGUCUAUUGCGUAGUAAUAUGUACUUAUUGACUGAGUGGGAGGGCCGUACGGGAUAAUAUUUGGCUCRAGGUCAUGUCGUACGGACCGAGCGCAGCGAGGUCCGUAUAAAUGACCGAGAGCCAAAUAUUUUCCCGUACGGC